AUGGCUGAAGAUGACAGUUUUGGAAAAGUUGAGCAAGAGUCACUCCUGUGUUGGGGAAUAUUUUCAAUCCCCAUCUCCCUCUCAAUCUUAAAUACGAGAGCUAUCCUACAUGAAGCCCCAAUUGACAGCACGGGUGACAUGCAGAUGGAUAAUAACAUUUCGCAUAGAUCCCACUACGAGUUGCUUGUGAAGCGUCGUACAGAAACCUCCCAAAGGUUCGCCGAAAUCUCACCCAAUUGUCGUCUCAAUAAACACAAGAGCUGCGUCAUCGAGCGGGGAAAAAAAUUCCGCCACAGUUCUGUUGCACCAGUAACAAUGAUAAUUAUACCACGAGUUCUCAGCACUGAUGUGUGA
This is a messenger RNA of Histoplasma capsulatum G186AR, 354 nucleotides long. RefSeq lists its product as uncharacterized. The record is from RefSeq and is a predicted model, not a curated record. The transcript has a single exon. Bases 1 to 354 code for a protein of 117 amino acids. Lineage: Eukaryota; Fungi; Ascomycota; Eurotiomycetes; Onygenales; Ajellomycetaceae.